ACUUUCAAUCUCGAUUCCAAUCCAUCCUUCUUUCUCUUACUCUCUUUUUUUUUCGUCGAUAUCGAAUAUCGAAUAUCGAAUAUCGAAUAUCGGAUAUCCCUUGUAUCCGCCUACUUUCUUUAAAUCAGACUAAGACGUUGAACGUCUUUGGUCAAUUUACACCGACCAAUCUUCACAGGUCAUUACUAGUCCAAGCGACCAAAUCAAACCUUUGCUUCGCCUUUCCUUGACAUCUUCCUUAUAUUUAUCUCAUCUAUUCUAUAUACCAAAUCUACUCAUCUACUUCAUCUACUCCAUCUACUUCAGUCAACAAGGUUUUGACUUCGUUCAUCUUUCAUCUCUUCCCACGUUUUUAUCUCCCUGUCGACCAAUCUAGAACGCUCAUUUCUUUUUUCGAACCUCCCUCACCCAUAUCAAGUGCCAAGAUGCACUACACUCCUCUUCUCUUACCUCUCCUCUCUUUCUCCCUUACCGUCUCCGCCGACGCCUUCACCAGACACCCUAGAAAACACGCAUUGGAAAUUGCUAAAAUUCGCCACGAAAUCCAAGAGAAUCGUGAUGCUCGUGAUUAUCGCAUACCCGCGUCUAGGUCUGCAAAUGGUAAACGGUUGGUGAGGAAGAAACGUGCAGUUUGUCAAGUUUCUUUCCCGAAUAACACCAUUUCUACAUCUUCUUCAGCUACGUAUCCAGACAUCACUUCGACUAGUACUUUAGGACAAAACGGUUGGGCUCAUGGAUCAUCAACUAAAACUUCAUCCGCUCGACCAUCCGCUACUAGUCAUAGUAACUCUAAUUCAGAUUGGACAUUGGUCAAAACUCACUCUGGUAAUAGUUUCUUCGACGAAUGGGACUUUUGGCAAUGGGAUGAUCCUACGCACGGGACAGUCUCUUUCCAAAGUGCCGAUGCCGCUUGGUCUCAAGGUUUGGUAUCCGUAAAUGGGAACGGUCAUGCUAUGAUGAAAGUCGAUACUACUCAGAAUGUUCAAGGUGGAAGGAAAGCUAUUCGUAUCACUACCCAACGAGCCUUCACAGGUGGUAUGGUCCUGAUGGACGCUUAUCACAUGCCGACAGGUUGUGGUACUUGGCCUGCAUGGUGGCAAAACGGUCCCAACUGGCCGAACGGAGGUGAAAUCGAUAUCCUAGAAGGAGUAAACGCUUUCACUCAAAAUCAAGUUUCACUUCAUACCGGUUCAGGAUGUAAAAUGCCAAACAACCUAAACAAUAAUCAACUCGGUUCUUUGACAACGGGUGGGUUUGACUCGUACAACUGCGCAUCGUACGAGACUUCGAAUCAAGGUUGUGGUGUUAGAGAUGGUACCAAUGAUAAUUCUUAUGGGACUGGGUUUAAUAAUGUCAAUGGGGGUGUAUAUGCUAUGGUAUGGGACAAAGCAGGUAUCAAAGUUUGGUGGUUCCCUCGUUCCUCCAUCCCCUCCGAUAUAACAAACGAAACUCCCGAUCCAUCAGGUUGGGGUACACCAGUGGCCAACUUUGUGUCGGAUCAAUGUGAUCCUUACACUUAUUUCUACGAUCAUGUCAAUAUCUUCGAUACCACUUUAUGUGGUGAUUGGGCAGGUGCGGAUAGCGUUUGGAAUUAUGCUGGAUAUGCAGGUCAAGGACAAAGUUGCGCUUCUAUAACUGGUUAUAGUACUUGUUCCGAUUUCGUGCUCAAUUCGGGCUCUUCUUUUAAUGAGGCUUAUUGGGAGAUUGCCUAUGUCAAGUAUUUCAACUCGACUAGUCAAGUUUGAACCCUCUCUUCAUUUGAUGAAUUUCGACGCCCAAUUGAUCCAUUUCGAAACACGUUUCUAUUUCUCAAGUUUUUUGUUCUCAGCUUAUUGUUUUCUUUUGUCCACUGGUUCUCGUCUAUCCGAUGAACCCAUUCAAGUUUUACCAUCGAGUCUUUCGAUUACCCUCCUACUCUUCUACCCUUUAUUCUUGAGAUAACCCUCACUCUUGAUCUCCUUUAUAACCGUCUUACCCUCGAUUCUCUUGAAUCAACCAACCCUUGUCACUCUGUUUAACCAACACCCGAAGUCGGAAGUCGAUUGUUUCCCAGGAGGAAACAUUUCGACCCUAGGAACGUGUAGGAUUACUCAGUCGUUUGGAAAAUUGGUACUUCUUUUUCGUCGUUGAUGCGCUGUUUGCUCAAGGAAGGGCGGGCGUUUGUAGAUAGGAUGCAUGGAUUUUCUUGUCUUG
This is a messenger RNA of Tremella mesenterica DSM 1558, 2193 nucleotides long. RefSeq lists its product as uncharacterized. Bases 426 to 1745 code for a protein of 439 amino acids. Gene Ontology annotation, molecular function: hydrolase activity, hydrolyzing O-glycosyl compounds. The transcript has 6 exons. The record is from RefSeq and is a predicted model, not a curated record. Gene Ontology annotation, biological process: glucan catabolic process. NCBI's taxonomy places the organism in Eukaryota, Fungi, Basidiomycota, Tremellomycetes, Tremellales, Tremellaceae.